Molecule: messenger RNA, 2409 nt
Organism: Nyctereutes procyonoides (raccoon dog)
Lineage: Eukaryota; Metazoa; Chordata; Mammalia; Carnivora; Canidae
Gene: NPRL3
Product: NPR3 like, GATOR1 complex subunit
Exons: 14
Coding region: 45-1793 (582 amino acids)
Biological process (GO): TORC1 signaling; positive regulation of autophagy; cellular response to amino acid starvation
Cellular component (GO): GATOR1 complex
Source: RefSeq, a predicted model, not a curated record
AAGCCCCGCCCCCAGGUCCCGGCCCCGCCCCCCGCCGUGGCAAGAUGGGCGACAACACCAGCCCCAUCAGCGUGAUUCUGGUGAGCUCGGGCAGCAGGGGCAAUAAACUGCUGUUCAGGUACCCCUUCCAGAGGAGCCAGGAGCACCCCGCGUCCCAGACAAAUAAGCCUCGUAGCAGAUAUGCCGUCAACAACACUGGAGACCACGCUGAUGACCAGGACGGUGAUUCCAGCGAGCCAUGUCCUCCAACCGAUGAGCGAUUGGUUGCAGGGUUUUCAGAUGUCAUUCUGGCAACAAUUUUGGCAACCAAGUCUGAAAUGUGUGGCCAAAAAUUUGAACUGAAGAUUGAUAACGUACGGUUUGUUGGGCACCCAACACUGCUGCAGCAUGCUUUGGGGCAGGUUUCAAAAACAGAUCCAUCUCCGAAGAGGGAAGCUCCCACCAUGAUUCUCUUUAAUGUGGUGUUUGCACUGAGGGCCAAUGCGGACCCGUCAGUGAUAAACUGUCUGCACAACCUUUCCCGACGCAUUGCCACAGUGCUGCAGCAUGAGGAACGCCGCUGCCAGUACCUCACCAGAGAGGCCAAGCUGAUCCUGGCGCUGCAGGACGAGGUGUCCGCGGUGGCUGAUGCAAAUGAUGGUCCUCAGUCCCCAUUUCAUCACAUUCUGCCCAAGUGCAAGCUGGCCAGGGACCUCAAGGAAGCUUAUGACAGCCUGUGUACGUCCGGCGUGGUACGACUCCACAUCAACAGCUGGCUGGAGGUGAGCUUCUGCUUGCCCCACAAGAUCCACUACGCUGCUUCCAGCCUCAUCCCCCCCGAGGCCAUCGAGCGGAGCCUGAAAGCCAUCCGCCCGUACCAUGCUCUGCUGCUGCUCAGCGAUGAGAAGUCCCUGCUGGCUGAGCUCCCGCUUGACUGCUCUCCGGCCCUGGUGCGUGUGAUCAAGACCACCUCUGCUGUGAAGAACCUGCAGCAGCUGGCCCAGGAUGCAGACCUGGCCUUGCUGCAGGUUUUCCAGCUGGCGGCCCACCUGGUGUACUGGGGCAAGGCCAUCAUCAUCUACCCGCUGUGCGAGAACAACGUCUACAUGCUUUCCCCCAAUGCCAGCGUGUGUCUGUACUCCCCGCUGGCUGAACAGUUUUCCCGUCAGUUUCCGGCUCACGACCUGCCGUCUGUCCUCGCUAAGUUCUCCUUGCCAGUUUCCUUGUCAGAAUUCAGGAACCCCCUCGCCCCCCCUGUGCAGGAGACCCAGCUCAUUCAGAUGGUGGUGUGGAUGUUGCAGCACAGACUCCUCGUCCAGCUGCACACCUACGUGUGCCUGAUGGCCUCGCCCAGUGAGGAGGAUCCCCACCCUCGAGAGGACGACGUUCCCUUCACCGCCCGGGUUGGCGGCCGCAGCCUCAGCACACCCAAUGCCCUCAGCUUUGGUUCCCCAACCAGCAGUGACGACAUGACCCUCACCAGCCCCAGUAUGGAUAACUCCAGCGCAGAGCUGCUGCCCAGUGGGGACUCGCCGCUCAACAAGAGGAUGACGGAGAACCUGCUGGCCAGCCUGUCGGAGCACGAGCGGGCGGCCAUCCUCAGCGUGCCUGCGGCCCAGAACCCUGAGGACCUCCGCAUGUUUGCCAGGCUCCUGCACUACUUCCGCGGCCGCCACCACCUGGAGGAGAUCAUGUACAACGAGAACACUCGGCGCUCCCAGCUGCUGAUGCUGUUUGACAAGUUCCGCAGUGUGCUGGUGGUGACCACCCACGAGGACCCGGUCAUCGCCAUCUUCCAGGCGCUGCUUCCGUGAGGCCAGGCCACGUCCUUGGGAGCCCGAGCAGUGUCCAGCAGCAGCCGGGGCUGCGGCGCCCACGCUGGGGCAGCCUCAGGGCCUGAACUGAGGGAUGGACAGAGUGGCCAGGACUCCGGCCUGGAGGAGAGGCCUGCUGGCUUCUCAGACUCGGGCCACCUCCUCCCAACCCACCCUCCCCACGGCCACCCGAGGGGAUCCACAGAAACGUGUCAUCACCACCCCUGCCUGAGCCGAGCGCGGGUGGGUGCCUGGCCUGUGCCCUGAGGCCCAGCACUGCCCUGGCCUGCGUGCACUCUGCUCCUCCCAGCAUGUCCAGUGCCCUUCCCCGUUAGCUGGCAGGAGGCUUGCGACUGAGCCAUCACCCAGCCACUCUGACACCUGACACACGAGGGCCUGGGUGAGUCCGCAUGGGUGCCCCCCACCCUCCCUCCCAGGCCUGAGGAGCAACGCGUCCCACCUGCACACACAGGCCCCCAGCAUCCCGUCUGGGGGGAGGGCGGGCCCCAAGCACACGUUGGCCGCUGAGUGGGCUGCUGAGGAGAUACAAGCAAUACCGUGUUCUAGACAUAAAGUGUUUAUUUGGUUGUUAAAAAAUUAAAAAGCCUGGAUGGAG